CUCUUCUAUCAAUAUUUCCAUUUUCAUUGAUCAUUCUCACAAUGAAUUAUCUCCCUCUUGUAAUAAUCUUCCUCUCUUUCAUCCUCCUUCUGAUUCUCAAUCUCAUCCACACAAUCCUAUGGGUCCCUCUGAAGAUCCAACGUCAUUUCAACAAACAGGGGAUAUCCGGCCCCAAUUACCGUCCGAUCUUCGGAAACUCAGCACAGAUCCGACGGCGGAUGAUUUCUCAGGCGGAAUCGAAACCCAUGUCAAUCGUAACUCACGACGUCGUCCGGCGCGUGAUGCCACACUACUAUAACUGGUCAACGAUUUACGGCAAAACUUUCAUUUAUUGGUUCGGGUCGAAAGCCCGACUCGCUGUAUCCGAACCGGAUAUGAUAAAAGAGAUUUUGAUGGAUACGAAUGGGUGUUUUGGAAAGGUUGAGUUUAAUCCGUUGUCUAGGCUUUUGUUUGGAAUGGGCCUUGUUGGGCUUAGUGGAGAUAAAUGGGCUUUUCAUCGAAGGAUUACUAGCCAGGCCUUCUACAUGGAGAAAGUUAAGGCUUGGGUUCCAGAAAUGGUAGAAAGCACAAAAAAGAUGAUAAAAAAAUGGGAAGAAAUCAGAGAGAAAAAUGAAGAGUUUGAAGUGGAAGUACACAAAGAGUUUCAUAACCUCUCCGCCGACAUUAUCUCAAGAACCGCCUUCGGUAGUAGCUUUGAAGAAGGAAGAAGAGUUUUUGAAUUGCAGGAUCAACAAAUAGGAUUAGCUCUUGAUGCCAUAAGAACUAUCUACAUUCCAGGAUUCAAGUUUCUUCCAACAAAGAAGAAUAGGAUGAGAUGGAAGCUCGAGAGAGAAACUCGGAGAUCGAUAAUGGCGUUGAUUGAGAAAAACGGCGGUGAAAUGGAGAACUCGAAGAAUUUACUGUCGUUGUUGAUGUCGUCGUACAAGAAUUGCGAUGGAGAGGAGGAGAGAUUGACUAUGGAUGAGGUUGUUGAUGAAUGCAAGACUUUCUAUUUUGCGGGAAAGGAUACGACGGGAAAUCUUUUGACUUGGGCAAUUGUUCUUCUUGCCGGUCAUUGGGAAUGGCAAGAUAAGGCUCGUCGGGAGGUGAUUGACGUGUGCAAAAAUCGCGAGUUUUUAGCUCCUGGAGAUUUGUCGGACUUGAAGAAUUUAGGUUUGAUAUUGAACGAGACAAUGCGUUUGUACCCUCCGGCGGUGCUGCUAAUGAGGAAGGCGACUAAAGAUGUGAAGCUAGGAAAUCUCGAUGUCUUAAGAGGGACAGAAUUCUUCUUGGCCAUGACGGCGGUCCAUCACGAUCCAGAGAUAUGGGGUUCAGAUUCCGACAAAUUCAAUCCUGAGAGAUUUAUGGUUCCCCGGAAGCAAAUAGGGUCAUUUUUUCCGUUUGGAAUGGGGCCACGACUUUGCGUGGGCCAAAACCUAGCCAUGGUGGAGGCGAAGAUCGUGUUGGCAAUUAUCAUAAGGGAAUAUUCGUUUAGGUUGUCGCCUUCUUACGUUCAUGCCCCUAGGCAGGGAAUGACUUUGGAACCUCAACAUGGUGCUCACAUCAUUUUUAGCAAAAUUGAUGAAAUAUAAGUAAGGCCUUUCUUGAAAAAUAAGAGGUCAUUCUAAAGUUUCUAUUAUAAAAUGUAACAUAAUAUCCUUUUUCAAAAACAAAAUCUUAAAUGAUGUGGGUCAGUUCCUCAAUUGGU
Molecule: messenger RNA, 1687 nt
Organism: Impatiens glandulifera
Lineage: Eukaryota; Viridiplantae; Streptophyta; Magnoliopsida; Ericales; Balsaminaceae
Product: cytochrome P450 734A1
Exons: 4
Coding region: 42-1571 (509 amino acids)
Molecular function (GO): oxidoreductase activity, acting on paired donors, with incorporation or reduction of molecular oxygen; heme binding; iron ion binding
Source: RefSeq, a predicted model, not a curated record